GCACAAUCACAAUUACAGCAACGCUGUGGAUUUAUCUGAAUUCACUCUAUAGUUGCAAUGUCUAUCUUGAGCGUGGAAGAUCCGCUCUCCUUGUUGUCUCAUUGUCUCCUCUUCAGCUUCUGUUUUUGUGCUGCCACUUUCCCUUUCGAUAUUCUGGUUGAAGGAAUCGGAUCUCUACGCAAGUUUGGAGAAAGGCGGCGGCUGGGUUGCUCUUACGAUAGCAUCAAGAGCAUUUCGAGGAGGACAAGAGCUUCUGAUCAAUGUACAGAUUAGAUAUGGUACAAUGCAUCACUCAGUGAGCAGUUGCCCAAGUGGCGGUCCAGUCUUCUCUAGGAGGUAGUUCAGGAAAUAUGAUUCAUACGACGGUCGGCGAAUCAAGAUCAUGGAGAGGAUCAUUAAGCAGAAGCAAAUAGAGCAACCGGCUCG
Molecule: messenger RNA, 426 nt
Organism: Hyaloscypha bicolor E
Lineage: Eukaryota; Fungi; Ascomycota; Leotiomycetes; Helotiales; Hyaloscyphaceae
Exons: 1
Coding region: 58-273 (71 amino acids)
Source: RefSeq, a predicted model, not a curated record